AUGCUGAGUGAUUCGGAUAUAGAUUCCUUGAACAACCAUCUCGGAUCCGUGUCACAGGAAAACCAAAAGCACCAUGAAAAUCUCCAGGACUUGCUCAGGCAGUUCAAAAGCCUUUUGGAGGACUACAGCUCCCUUAAAAGCGACUAUGAGGAGGUGAAGGAAGGCCGAGAUAAAUACAAAAGACAGGCACGUGGUCAGGAUCGCAACCCAUUCGUGCUGGUGCUUGUUGAUGGCGAUGGAUACCUUUUCAAGGAGCAUUUCCUCAAGGCCGGUGCCGAAGGUGGAAUUGACGCAGCCCGUGAACUCAGCGACUCGGUCAAGGAGUUAAUGCACUCGACAAUGGGAAUGCAGGCCGAUCAGUGUCGGAUCAUGGUUCGUGUCUAUGCCAAUACGCUUGGACUGUCCAAAGCCCUUGCUCGAGCAGGACUCUGUGGCCACGAAGCUCGCUCCCUGGCACCAUUCAUCUCGGCCUUCAACCGUGCACAAGAUCUUUUCGAUUUCGUCGAUGCUGCAGAAAAGAAAGAAGGCAGCGACUUCAAAAUCAGAGAAAUAUUUCGCCUGUUUGCGGAUUUCAAUCAGUGCCGACAUAUUUAUUUCGCUGGCUGUCACGACACUGGCUUCGGCUCUUUGCUGACCCCCUAUAGGGGCCGAAGUGACCGCAUCACACUCAUCAAAGCUGCGGGGUUCCAUCGUGAAUUUGAAGAUCUAGGCUUACCGAUCAAAGAGUUGCCAUCGGUAUUUAUGUCAAACUCUCUUGCUACAACCAAACCAACUACCAUUGUCAACACCAACAAGGUUGUUGCUGUCACAAACGGCGCUAGGCCGAUCUGUAAGCAUUUUCAAAAGGGUAUUUGCAAAUUUGGUAAUACUUGCAACAAACAGCACGUCAUGCCGGGCCAACAGCUGUCUGCUAAGCUCGCGGAUGAAUCGCCCAAACAGUUGUGGUCUACUCCAUCUAUCGUGGGCCGCUCGCAAGAGUUUCUGUUCUCCCACCUGCCGCUCAUGAGCCUUAAAUCGGAAGAAUUCAUCGCCAUCAAUAAGGAUGGCGAACGUCUGGACACCUAUUGUCCUCAUCCGUCCCCGGAUGCCAUGGAUGAAUACCACCGUCGUGCCAAAGAGCACAAAGUCUGCAACAGUUACCAUCUGUCAAGAGAAUGUGGUGACAUGGGUUGCCAAUACGAUCAUAGUGAUGUUUCUGAUACCAUCAUUGAAGUGCUCAGAUACAUCCUCCUUCAGCACCCUUGCCCUCGAGGCGGGGCUUGCCGGUCCAUCAAAUGUUACAUGGGCCACCUAUGCCAAAAGCCCAACUGCAAAGCCGUAAAGAGCUGGCAGUGCCGCUUCAACCAACGUGCACACAGCCUUGAUAUUCAAGUCUCCCAGUGGGUUACGCCGGUCGAACAGCCCGAUGGAGAGCAGUCGUCAAUCAGCGGCGACUCCUUUGAAGGCACCACCUCUCCGAGCACAAUCAACUUUGCUUAG
Molecule: messenger RNA, 1479 nt
Organism: Penicillium canariense
Lineage: Eukaryota; Fungi; Ascomycota; Eurotiomycetes; Eurotiales; Aspergillaceae
Product: zinc finger CCCH domain-containing protein
Exons: 5
Coding region: 1-1479 (492 amino acids)
Molecular function (GO): metal ion binding
Source: RefSeq, a predicted model, not a curated record